Coregonus clupeaformis (lake whitefish) is the source of this 3828-nucleotide messenger RNA. RefSeq names its product transcription factor CP2. Gene Ontology annotation, molecular function: DNA-binding transcription activator activity, RNA polymerase II-specific; RNA polymerase II cis-regulatory region sequence-specific DNA binding. Gene Ontology annotation, cellular component: nucleus. Bases 456 to 2015 code for a protein of 519 amino acids. Gene Ontology annotation, biological process: regulation of transcription by RNA polymerase II. NCBI's taxonomy places the organism in Eukaryota, Metazoa, Chordata, Actinopteri, Salmoniformes, Salmonidae. The record is from RefSeq and is a predicted model, not a curated record. The transcript is spliced from 18 exons.
UGAAGGAGCUUGCGGAAAUUAGCUAUUUUUCUAGCUAGGUAGCUGAAUAGCUAGAUAAACAAGCAAUUAUAUAUUUUUUCGUGACUUGUGUUUGUAUAACGAUAUAUUACAGAUAUAGUUUAAUGCAGAUUUAACUAACUACCUUAUACGACUUAAUUAAUGCUCGUUAUAUUCAAAUAAUCGGUGUCCACAGGGCUGCUGUCCCGAAGAGUAGCUAGCUGGCUAGGUAGCUAGCUUAUGUUGUUUAUAUUAGUGCGAGAACGAGGGAGCAACUGAGACAUGGAAUGCAACGGUCGCAGAGUUAGAUACAGUAGCUAGCCAAUUUACUCGGUUUCAAAGCUUGGUAGCAGCAGACAUCUGCCAGGCUGUAAGAAAUUAGCAGUUUGGAAUUUUGAGGCCAGGGAUGAGAAUUUGACAUAAGUUCGACUGGAAUCAGUUUCACUAUCUUCGUCGUCAUGGCUUGGGCUCUGAAGUUGCCGCUCACUGAUGAGGUGAUUGAAUCAGGUCUGGUCCAGGACUUCGAUGCCAGUCUCUCUGGCAUUGGACAGGAGCUUGGAGCUGGGGCAUACAGUAUGAGUGAUGUGCUGGCCCUCCCCAUCUUUAAGCAGGAGGAGUCCAACCUGCCGCCUGACAGUGAGAACAAGAUUCUUCCUUUCCAGUAUGUUCUGUGUGCAGCUACCUCGCCUGCCAUCAAACUGCACGAUGAAACACUUACCUACCUCAACCAAGGACAGUCUUAUGAAAUUCGAAUGCUUGACAAUCGGAAAAUGGGUGAACUCCCAGAAAUCACUGGCAAAAUGGUGAAGAGCAUCAUCCGAGUGGUCUUCCAUGACCGGCGUCUUCAGUACACAGAGCACCAGCAGCUGGAGGGCUGGCGCUGGAACAGGCCUGGAGACCGCAUCCUCGACCUGGAUAUCCCUAUGUCAGUUGGCAUGGUCGACCCCAGGGCUAACCCUACUCAGCUUAACACGGUGGAGUUCCUGUGGGACCCGUCAAAAAGAACCUCGGUUUUUAUCCAGGUUCACUGCAUCAGCACAGAGUUCACCAUGCGGAAGCACGGGGGAGAGAAGGGCGUGCCUUUUCGCAUCCAGAUUGACACUUUCAAAGAGAACGAUGGUGAAGAGUAUACAGAGCACCAGCAUUCUGCCAGCUGUCAGGUCAAAGUCUUCAAGCCUAAAGGUGCAGACAGGAAGCAGAAGACAGACAGAGAGAAGAUGGAGAAGAGGGCGCCUCAGGAGAAGGAGAAAUACCAGCCAUCCUAUGAAACCACCAUCCUAACAGAGUGCUCUCCCUGGCCAGAGGUCACCUAUGUCAAUAACUCCCCAUCGCCUGGCUUCAACAGCUCACACAACAGUUUUCCAGUGGCAGAGGGAAAUGGAUCCCCCGGUCACCAGCCAGAGCCAGUUGUUCAGGUGGCAGAUAUUGAAAGCUGUCUGACUGAUACGAUUUUGUCGUCCCAUCUACUUACAAGAGACAGUGAAAGUGUCCAUCAGAAUCUGUUACCCGCGGCAACACCACAGGAUGCUCAGCUGUGGCUCCAUAGAAACCGCUUUUCACCAUUCUGUCGGCUCUUCACUAAUUUCUCUGGGGCGGAUCUGUUGAAGCUGACCAGGGAAGAUGUCAUUCAGAUCUGUGGGCCAGCAGAUGGUAUUAGGCUGUUCAACGCACUGAAAGGACGAGUGGUACGUCCCAGGCUGACGGUGUAUGUGUGCCAGGAGUCCCAGCAGGCUCGGGAACAGCAGCAGAAACAGAACGGAGACACAGCUAGCAGCACUUUUUUCGUGUACCAUGCCAUCUACCUGGAGGACUUGACAGCAGUUGAGCUGACCGAGAAGAUCGCUCAGCUAUUCAACAUCUCACCCAGACAGAUCAGUCAGAUCUUUAAACAGGGACCCACUGGUAUACAUGUCCUGGUCAGUGAUGAGAUGAUUCAAAACUUCCAGGAUGAAGUAUGUUUUGUUUUGGACACAAUGAAAGCCGAGACGAAUGACGGCUACCACAUCAUCCUAAAAUGAAGACUGUCUGGGGGAUUGCCUAACCCCUACUCUGUCCUUUAGACCCAACCCUGAAAGCCCCUCUACAGCCUCGGCUCCUGAUGUUCCUGGACUGUGCUGAAGAUGACCUGUUCCAUUCUCUAGAGGCCUCUGCUAUGGGGAAUGUUUGACUGAAGCACCUUGCCCAUCCUUGAUACCUUACUGUCUUUUUUAAAGGAGUGACUGACUCUAUUUGAGCUGCCAUAUUGAAGCAACACUCUCCAGCCUCCUCCCCUGCUAGAAACCCUUUUAAAACGGUUGCAUUUUCCUGCUUUGCUGAUCAUGUGUUUGAAAAAGAGAAUGGAACGGGAUCCACGUCCUGUUUUUAGAAUACAGUCUCCCAUGAAACGGGAUCCACGACAAGAGAUACAGAGUGCUAUACAUUGGUCUCCAGUCUCCAUCUCCUACUGCUAGGCUGCCUUGCUUGACACCAAGGAUCCAGUUUGUGAGGACUGUUGCUAUGGUUACAUAGCUACGACACAGGAAAGAGAACCUUAACAGGAAGUGGUGUCAUAAUAGAUAAUGAAAGGGACACCGGCAGCCUAUGUCCUUUUCUCGUUUGGGUAAAAGUCUGUCCUCCGUCCUCUGUUCUCUCUCUCCUCCGUGACCCGGAAACCGAUAAGUAGUCGAGGAGUGUGUCAAAUUGUUAGUAGGCAAACGGAAGAUGAUCCUCCCCUCCUCAAUAGCCUCCUUUUGGCGAGGAAGCACAAGUGUAUCCUACCGCAGAAGAGUUUUGAUAUCUCCCACACCCCCUUUGAAUCAGCUGUUGUAUUGUCAGAGGAGAAAAGCAUGCACACAUUUAAAAGCGAUAUGCUACUUUAUCCUUUUAUCUAUAAAAUGUCUUGCACAACAUUUAUUUUGGGAUCCACCCCUGUAAACGUAAUUUGCCUAAUGACGCACGACUGGAGAAGGAGCUUCUUAUUUCAAACAAGUACAUUUUCGUCCACGUUCAAUCUCCUCUCCCCGAUUUACCUUUUUCAAAAGGAGUCGAGAGAGGACGGAGGAGAGGACGCAGGAGUUGAGCAAAUCUAAUUGAGAAAAGGCCCAUGAGAACCCGUCUCUGUCCUCUUCCAGUGAGUGCUGUGCUCCUGUGAAAGCCCACAGUCCUGUUUUCCUGUGUCCUCCUCUAUUACUUGUGAGAGAACAUCUGUGCAGCUUUUCUAGGCCUUUGAACACUGUCAAGACCGUGUCAGUAUACUGUUCUGUUCAUCAUGAUAUGGCCCUCAAUUCCCCGAGCCGACUAGGUGAAGAAUCUGUCGAUGUGCCCUCGAGCAAGACAUUGCUACUGUAAGUCGCUUUGGAUAAGAGCGUCUACUAAAUGACUCAAAUGUAAAGGUAUACAUUAAUCUGAUUGACACACUGUCUUUCUUUAUUAGUGACCACACAACUUACCAGUCUGUCUUGCCCGCUAUCCCUACUUACAUCACACUGUAUUUAUCACUUUACCAUCUCAUUACAAGGGUUUUGGACAAUUCUCAAACCUUUAUUUUAAGUAGAUAGUUGUUUAAAAUAUAUGAAUCAUGUCUUACUUUUGGCAGUUUUAUAACCUUUCUAACAGAUGUGUUCCUACCUUGUUUAGAGAACCACUCUCUUUGCAUUGUUUUUGGAUAUUGCCACUAAUACAUAGCAGUGGGUUGUUUAGGGCUUGCUAAACCUGCAUGUGUAAACCUAGAGUUGGUUCCCAUUCAAUCAAGUUCAACUGAACGCUUCCAGAAUAUGAAUGGCUUGAUAUUUAGAUGUUGUCCAGCUUUGCCCCUCGCACAAGUCAUCAGAACGAUUAAACUAGUUACCCAUA